Anopheles coluzzii is the source of this 2189-nucleotide messenger RNA. Its product is annotated as putative mediator of RNA polymerase II transcription subunit 12. NCBI's taxonomy places the organism in Eukaryota, Metazoa, Arthropoda, Insecta, Diptera, Culicidae. Bases 718 to 1692 code for a protein of 324 amino acids. The transcript has 2 exons. The record is from RefSeq and is a predicted model, not a curated record.
GAUUAUCUUGCUCAAAGCAUCUAUUCAUCGCAAUCGACGCAUCCUUACUUGGAACCAUAGGCAUUUUGAAAGAUCAACGCAGUAGUUUACAUUAAGAUUAGCAGCUCUAGCCUUAACAAUACUUCUCGAAUUGAACGAUACUCCUUCAGAAAGCAAUAACACGACACGCAAGAUUAACGAUUAAGCUUAUUUAUCCAAUUAUUUAUAUUACAUUUAAACUGAGAUCGGCGUAAUUCCAUCCACUUAGUUUAGUUCUAAUAUUCAGUAGCAAUUUUUGAGCAAAUCUCUGGUGUGGAAAUCGACACGUAAAAUACUUGCAAUAAUACACAAAUUAACUGAUUCAGUAUCUUGGCCCCAAGUACAGUCAAAUUUUCCCCCUCUCAAUCGCAAACCAAAAAUAGACUUAGACAGUUGCAUUUUUAUCGUUACGAAACGAAGGGUUCAGUGCAGUUUUUAUUAUAUUCAACCGAUUUGAUAUCAAUUCAUUCAUUUCACCAAAUAUUAGAUUGAUAGAUUUUCAUAUUAUCACACUUCGCUUAAGGGUAGAAAGUGCAGUAAAAGCACAGAAAAAAGGUACUCAUUUAAAUAAGUUCUACUAACGUCAAGUACGCUUGUGACGUUUAUUGGUUAGAAAACAGAGAGAGGAGAGACAAGUGUUCAGGGAAUUGAUUCUGAAAACAAAAAGCAGCAACGCACACGCACAUCGCAACACUCAAAAUGCUUCCAACGAGUCAACAUCAGCAGCAACAGCCGCACCAAUCCUCGGACGUGGUCGCUCAGCAGCAGCUGCAGCAGGACGCGCAAACGCAACACCUGUUGAAUGUGGCGGCCUCGUCCUACACCACGGCGGUAUCGUCGAGCGGUGGUUACACCAUGAGCUACCCGGUGGUGACCGGGCACCAUCUAACCGAGAACAACAAUCUGAUCAUGCACCCAUCGUACGGCAAACCGGCAGCACAUGUCGCGCAUCAGCUGCCGCCAGCAUCGCUCAUCACGCUACAGCCGGUGCCGCUCGAGGCGCAUCACCAUUCGGCGCUGCAUCACGUCUCCAAUCUGGGUCCACCGCCACCCGGCACUCCCGGCUCCUUGCAGCAGCAGCAGCAACCACACCAUCAACAGCAGCAGCAGCAGCAAGGACUAUCACCGUCCCACGGUUCGACGAUCGUAACGUCACUGGCUCCUCCACCACCCGGUUCGGGCCCGCUCGGUGGACUAAUCAUUGGAGGAGGGCAACACUUGCACCAUGCAUCAUCAUUACAGCAGCAGCAACAACAAGCUCAUCAACAACAGCAGCAACAGCAGCAGCAGCAGCAACAGCAACAACAGCAGCAGCAAAUGGAGCAACAGAUGGGAGUUGUAGCCUCUUCAAGUGCAUCACAAAUGCAGCAAGGUCCACCGUCUUCCAUGUCGCACGCUUCCUCCAUGAACGAUCCCAACGGAAACGGUAUGUGUGUGGUAUUGUUGUUGGCGAUUCUCAACAGUCAGCAAACAUGUUCGACAAGGGUUGACGAACACGAUGACCGCACACUCCUCCCCCUCCGUAUCUCGAGUAGCAUGUACACCUACACUGUGCAUGGUGAACAGAGCACUCUCAAGCGCAACACGCGAAUCCUUAGAGAGAGAGAAAGGCCGCGUUGUUUAAACCAAAGCUUGCCCCAGUGUGCUCCGUUGUGCAUGCGUGUGUGCGGGUGAAAUGUGAAAGAGGAUACACAGUGGUGUGUCGUCAUUGUUGUGUCCGAUCCCGACAAGCGAACAAAUAUGAAAUCUCUCCAGAAGUUUGCCACUCGACAUCGAAAUGCUUCCGCCCAGAACAACAUACACUUUGGAAGAUCACGUUGGAUGUCGCUGCGGAAGCUUGGGAAGAGAGACGAUGUGGUGUUGUAGUUGCUUGUGUGUGGUGGUGGUGCGGUUAUUUCCUUGGGAGCACAAGUUUCUUUUCAGAGUUGUCUCUUAGAUGUGUUCUCACAUUACUUCCGCUGCUGGAUCGAUCGAUGAUGGGUGGUUCUGCCUUAUGCCUGAAUGCACGAAACGCUGUAGAUCUAGGAAGUGUAUCCUCUUUUCAUGCGACGACGACGACAACGACGUGUGUGUCUCUGUGCCGUAGAGAAGGAUGUGUUCACACUCAACCCAAUUUUGAUAUCUAAAGUAGGUAAAUAACAAAUUCAUUUGAUCUUUUCAGUAACAACAUA